Messenger RNA from Gordionus sp. m RMFG-2023, 1931 nucleotides. RefSeq names its product cysteine protease ATG4B-like. The coding region runs from base 47 to 1771 and encodes 574 amino acids. The record is from RefSeq and is a predicted model, not a curated record. Gene Ontology annotation, molecular function: protein-phosphatidylethanolamide deconjugating activity. Lineage: Eukaryota; Metazoa; Nematomorpha; Gordioida; Chordodea; Parachordodidae. The transcript has 11 exons.
UAUUUUGUAAAAUGAAAUUUAAGCAUAAGUUAAUAAGAACUUAUUAAUGAUGUUUGAAUCGUGUAUUUAUGAAUCUAGUUAUUUAGAUUACCCUGAAAUAUUAAACUCUGACGAAGCCAUUUGGAUAUUAGGGAAAUGUUAUCAACCUAAUUUAGAUCGUGAAGCAUUAAAAAAUGAACUUAUAUCAAAAUUUUGGUUCACAUAUAGAAAAAAUUUUGUUCCUAUAAAUCAGAAUACUUAUUUAACGACUGAUGCAGGAUGGGGAUGUAUGAUAAGAAGUGGCCAAAUGAUGUUGGCUGAAGCUUUAACAAGAUAUUAUGAUUUACCUUAUAACUCAAACCUAAAUAAGCAAAAUCAUGAAUAUGAAAUUAGCGAUUCUCCAUCCUUAAAUUCUGAUAUAGAUACAAAGAAAAAUGUUAUUAAAGAAAUAGACAAAAAUGAUUUAUGCAAAACUUCUAAUAAUUAUAACAUAUCCCACAUGAUUAAUAAUGCAAAAAGAUACCUCUAUGAAAUGUGGUACACAAAUAACAACACAAAUAUUUUAUGCUCUCCCUCACAAUGUCAAUCAUGUGAAAGAGGCCACAGUUUUAAUUCAUUAUAUUGUGAAAAAUCUUCUGCUCAUAUAAUCAUCAAUAAUUACAAAUUAAAAACUACAAAAUUGCACAUUCUUAAACUGUUUUUGGAAGAUCCUCAAUGUAAAUUCUCAAUUCACAACAUAUCAACAUCUUCAAAAUUUUUGGAAAGUAAUACAAAAAAUAAAACCCAUAAAGGAGAUAGAGAUAAUAGUUUUUCUGUUCCUGGAAAAUGGUUUGGACCAAAUUCUGUUUCUCAAGCUAUAAAAAAUUUGAUCAAAAACGAUACUAGGCACAAUAUAAUAUUCCAUGUUGCCAUGGAUAAUGCCAUCAUUUUAUCUGAUAUAAAGAACUGUUUCGAAGAAAAAGCUACCCAAAAUACGAAUAAGGUAAGUGCGCUCGACUCUAAGGUCACCGCGGCAAUAGACAAACACGAUGCAUCUUUGAUAUUGGUCGUCCCGCUCCGACUCGGUCUGACCCAUAUUAUUCCGUCCUACUUCGAAGCCCUAAAGGCAUUUUUCCAACUUCCUCAGUGUAUUGGAAUAUUGGGAGGGAAGCCAAAACACGCCUCCUGGUACAUAGGAUACACCGGCAAUGAUUUAAUCUACCUAGACCCCCAUACGGUUCAAAAAUCAUUGAAUCUGAAAGAGUUCACGGAAAAUUAUCGAUCUUGGUUAGAGUCUAAUUCUCAGAGUCCAAAUAACCCCUUUUCCGACCCUUUUCCUCAGUUCAUCUCGACUUUCCAUUGCGGCUUUCCUUCCGCGUCGGAAAAUGAUGAAGACGAUGAAAAUAGGGACAUAUUAGAUGGUAGCAUUGGUGACGGAAACAAAGUUGACAACUCAAUUUGUAAUCACGUGUCAUUCACAAAUGGACCCCCGAGUAAAAUGGCUUUCGAUUGCUUGGAUCCAUCCUUAAGCCUAGCCUUUUUUUGCGCAAAUCAACUCGAUUUCGAAAAACUUUGUUCCGAUAUUAAAAAGCAUUUAAUCCAACCCUUCCCUUGCCCCAUGUUCGAAAUAUUGGAACAACCUUUACCACUUUGGACUAAUGGGAGCGAAAAAUUUCGGAGCGACAACAUCAUCGAUGAUAAUUUAUUUAGAACUCCGUUCGAAUUGGAUUCCGAUCCUUCAACAUCUUCUCGCGGGUUCAACCUGAGUUCGGGGGAUAAUAAGGCGGAUCUGGAAGAUUUUGAAGUCAUUUAAUUAACACGAGCGAGAUCGGCAUAACAUACACAAAAUUAUUAAUAUAUAACGCUUCCCGCUUAUGAAAAAAAUAUUCCAAUUUAUAUAUAUAUUUUAUGAAUACGUUAUUUAUUAUCAGUGCCGAAAAAAAAAAUUGGUGAUGUAUAUAGUAAAACUUUAA